Messenger RNA from Cucurbita moschata (crookneck pumpkin), 1941 nucleotides. RefSeq lists its product as uncharacterized. The coding region runs from base 271 to 1668 and encodes 465 amino acids. Lineage: Eukaryota; Viridiplantae; Streptophyta; Magnoliopsida; Cucurbitales; Cucurbitaceae. Gene Ontology annotation, biological process: lipid catabolic process. The transcript is spliced from 5 exons. The record is from RefSeq and is a predicted model, not a curated record.
UGAGAAAGAAUAAAGAAAAAAAGGACCCGACGGAUCUUUCUGUAAUUACAGUAAACAAAACCAACAGCGAAGCAAAGGACGGAAACAGAUUGGAAGAAGAAGAAUCAGACGAAGAAGACGACGAACUCAUUCCAAAGCUUCCAUUAAACUGAACCCAAAUCCAUUUUGCUUUGUCUCUAAGCUCAGAUCAUCAUUUCCCCCUAAAUUUCUUUGUUUCUGCAAUACCCAUUUUCGAUUCGACCAAAACCCACAUUCCAUUUCUCUCCAAAAAUGUCAUUCUCCUGCGGAAUCGAGUGCGUUGUGGUGUUGGGUUGCUUGAGAUGGGCUUGGAAGCGAUGCACUUACAUCGGCUCUUACGACAGCGCCACUUGGCCACCGGCCACUUGCGAUGACUUCGAAUCAGUCCCACGAGUCUGCCGUUUAAUCCUCGCCGUUUACGAAUCCGAUCUCAAUAACCCUCAAUUCCUCCCUCCUGGAGGAUACCGCCCCAACCCCGAUUGGCUGAUCAAGCGCGUUACUUAUGAACAGACCAAUGGUCGGGCUCCGCCUUACAUAAUCUAUAUCGACCACGAACAUCGCGAGAUUGUUCUUGCGAUUCGGGGUCUUAAUCUUGUGAAAGAGAGCGAUUACAAGCUGUUGUUGGAUAAUCGAUUAGGGAUGCAAAUGUUUGAUGGUGGAUUUGUUCAUCAUGGUCUUUUGAAAUCCGCGAUUUGGCUGUUGAAUCAGGAAUCUGAAACGCUUAAACGCCUUUGGGUUGAGAAUGGAUCGGAUUACAAUAUGGUAUUUGCAGGUCAUUCCUUGGGGUCUGGUGUGGCGGCGUUGUUGACUGUGAUUGUGGUGAAUCAUCGGGAUCGGUUAGGGGGUAUUCCGAGAAGUAAAGUCCGGUGCUAUGCGGUGGCGCCGGCAAGGUGUAUGUCGCUUAAUUUGGCAGUGAAAUAUGCAGAUGUCAUUAAUUCUGUCAUCUUGCAGGAUGAUUUCUUGCCAAGAACAGCCACACCUUUGGAAGAUAUAUUUAAGUCAAUCUUUUGUUUGCCUUGCCUAUUGUUCCUGGUUUGCCUGAGGGAUACCUUCAUACCCGAGGGUCGAAAACUGCGGGAUCAAAGACGACUGUAUGCGCCCGGAAGAAUGUAUCAUAUCGUCGAAAGGAAAUUUUGUAGAUGUGGGAGGUUUCCUCCUGAAGUUAGAACAGCUAUUCCCGUUGAUGGAAGAUUCGAACAUAUCGUCUUGUCGUGUCAUGCUACGUCUGAUCAUGGUAUAAUAUGGAUAGAGAAAGAAGCAGGGAAGGCCUUGGAAUUAAUGAAAGAAAGUGGUGGUAGUACAGCCACAACAGCACCCAAAGUACAGAGAUUUGAGAGGAAGCAGACCCUUGAGAAAGAGCACAAAGAUGCUUUGGAAAGAGCCGUUAGUCUGAAAGUUCCUCAUGCCGUGAACUCGAUGGAGGACGACGACGAGGAGGAGGCUUCUCAUGAAGACGACGAAACACAAGAGCCUCCUCCAAGCCAAAGUGGAGAAUCCUCGACAAAGACAAAACCCACUUCUGGCAGGACGAACUGGGACGAAGUGGUUGAAACGCUAUUUCAUCGAAGCGAAUCAGGAGAUCUUCGUCUUAGAAAAGAAGUAGCAACAGCAGCAACAGCAGCAGAUGAAGCUCACCCUCAAUCUCAAUAACAUCACCCACUCCAUUCAUGGUUUAAAUGAUUUUGAGAUUAGAUAUCCCAUCUGUUAUUUUGAGUGUAAGGAUAGGAUACAUCUUGUUCGUGUUUGUGAACCUUUUUACAAUGUAAAAUAGUCAUGAUUUACAAUUGGGCAGAUUGCCCAAAGCGUAAAUAACAAUUACACAGAUGAGAAGAGAAAGGAAGUGACGUCCUCUUGUGUCAAGAACAUUCAUUCAAUUGUGGUUAGUGUGCAUUCUUUUGGUUUGAUUGUGGAUUCUUUUUGUUC